This is a messenger RNA of Tilletiopsis washingtonensis, 276 nucleotides long. RefSeq lists its product as hypothetical. Lineage: Eukaryota; Fungi; Basidiomycota; Exobasidiomycetes; Entylomatales. Gene Ontology annotation, molecular function: protein binding. The transcript has a single exon. Gene Ontology annotation, cellular component: cytoplasm; nucleus. The annotation marks the transcript as partial. The record is from RefSeq and is a predicted model, not a curated record.
GUGCUGCAUCCAAACCUCGGCAUGCACAACGCCGCCGCCACUGGCGAUGUCGGCCUCGUCAAGUUCGCGCUCGACAACGGCCAGCCGCACACGAGCGUGCUCAACGGCGUGCUGCCGCUGCACGCCGCCUGCUCGGGCGGCAGCGAGGCCGUCGUGCGCCUGCUGCUGCAGCACGGCGCCGACGCAAACGCGCCGCGCCUGCGCCGCAAGGGCUCGCACGUCGGGCCGGGCACCGAGGGCUCGACACCGCUGCACUUCGCUGCGGCCAAUGGCCAC